AUGAGUUCCGGAGCACCACACGCACCUGUUUUUUACGUUGCCCACAACGCCGAGACUGCACCAUGCCCCAAUUGCAGAACAAGUAUGAUGAUGAAGUAAAGAAAGGCUGACUAUUUCACAUGGAAAAUGUGUUGUGUCUUGGGAGGAGCAGCAUUCAUGACAGAUUACUUCUACAAAAAGGUCAUGAAGUGCCUUGCCUGUGGCCACACUGUAAAUCUCAAAUAGUGA
Molecule: messenger RNA, 228 nt
Organism: Stylonychia lemnae
Lineage: Eukaryota; Ciliophora; Spirotrichea; Sporadotrichida; Oxytrichidae
Source: the annotation of a GenBank genome assembly